Messenger RNA from Paramormyrops kingsleyae, 5141 nucleotides. Its product is annotated as small conductance calcium-activated potassium channel protein 3-like. Gene Ontology annotation, cellular component: membrane. The record is from RefSeq and is a predicted model, not a curated record. Gene Ontology annotation, biological process: potassium ion transport. NCBI's taxonomy places the organism in Eukaryota, Metazoa, Chordata, Actinopteri, Osteoglossiformes, Mormyridae. Gene Ontology annotation, molecular function: calmodulin binding; small conductance calcium-activated potassium channel activity.
UUAGAUAACAGCGGCUGACUUGCGACCAUUGGGACAUAUUUCAUACAUUUAUAUUUAUACUAUAAAAUACAGAUUUUUCUAUUUUCAUAUAUAACGGACGCUAACCGACAAUCGUGAUGUACUUUUAAUAAUGCAUAAGGAACAAUACUGACAUCUUAAUCUAAUAUAAUUAAAACGAUAAAGUAGAAGUAAUAACUGUAAAAAUAAUAAUUAACAGUAGGCACAGCUUAGAGCAUCUCGUAGGUUGUCUGUGCCGCUGCAUGUUGUUACACGUAUUAUAUUAGUAAUGGAAUAAGUAUGUACGAUGCAGAAAUGGAAAAGCAAUACAUUUAAGAAAGCUAUAUAAGACGAACGAUCGAUUAUAAUAUUAAUUUGUUUCGCAAACAUUGACAGUGUACUGACCGUCUCAGGAAGAACGAUGGAAUGGCAAAAUGAAAAGGAAAAGUGUGGACGAAUAUUUUUUCCCAACGUUUGAAUCAACAGCUGAGCUGGAAUUGAGAGACACUGAAACGGAGCGAAGAGGAGCUCACCACCACGCAGCUGUCUCUGCCUCACGCUGCAGCUGCCUUGUCCAGCCAGUGUUGCUUUUUGUCCAGCUGCGCUCCCUUCUAUCCCUUCUUCUGUCCAUCUGGACAUCACCCGACUUUCUCUCAUCUCGCCCCAACACGACGAGCUGGAGCCUGCCGUCUCACAAUGGAGCCCCCGCCCGCUCUCACCUUGGCUCUUCUGGCAGGCAGCUGUGAGGAAGAGGGUCUGCAUCCCCCGGGCCCCCCAAACGUGGCCCUGCCCGCUACAGACAGCCGCCCAGGGGCCCACCCUUCCAAAUGCCUGGGCAGUGCCAGCGCGGAGAGGCUUAACGGGACCCCCAUCCUGACCAGCCCUGGGCCACUCUCCCUGCCCCUCCCACUCCCCAACACUCUGUGUCCCUCCAGUUCACCAGUGGGCAGCCAGCCCAGCCUGGGUGAGGGACUGCCUACACCGGGGGGGCUCCUCCCCUCCCCUCACUCCCCCUGCUCCGAGCGCGAGCGUGACCGGGGGCCACGACACCGACAGGCCAGCCCCCUGGUGCAUCGGCGGGACAGCAACCCCUUCACUGAGAUUGCCAUGAGCUCCUGCAAAUACAGUGGGGGUGUGAUGAAGCCCCUGAGCCGGCUCAGUGCCUCCCGCAGGAAUCUCAUUGAGUCCGAGGGCGGAGUGGAGGCUAGAGAGGGAGGUGUGGCCACACGGGACCGGGGAACCGUGCUCCAGUCACAGGGCCAGCAACACAACCCCCCAGAGAUUGUCAUCUCCUCUAAAGUGGACUCAUCUCACUGUACCAUUGCCUCCAACCACACCUUGUCUCACAGCCAGGGGACACUCAGGAACACAGGUGGCGUGGCCAGUCGGGGUAGCAGUGUGGGGGGUGGGGGAAGUAAACGCAGUAGUACUGCUCGCAAGGUACAAAAACGAAAGCACCAGAACAUAGGGUACAAGUUGGGCCACCGGAGGGCGCUGUUUGAGAAGAGGAAGCGUCUCAGUGACUAUGCACUUAUCUUUGGGAUGUUUGGCAUCGUGGUCAUGGUCAUCGAGACGGAGCUUUCAUGGGGAGUCUACAGCAAGAGUUCCAUGUUCUCCCUGGCCCUGAAGUGUCUUAUCAGCUUGUCUACAGUGGUCUUACUGGGACUCAUCAUCGCCUACCAUGCCCGCGAAGUGCAGCUAUUCCUCAUUGACAACGGAGCGGACGACUGGCGGAUCGCCAUGACAACAGAGCGGGUGCUGCUGAUCGCCCUGGAGCUGCUGGUGUCGGCGGUGCACCCUGUGCCGGGUGACUUCACCUUCCACUGGCAGGCGCGACUGGCCUUCUCGUACACGCCAUCUCUGGCCAAGGCCGACGUGGACAUGGUGCUGUCGGUGCCCAUGUUCCUGCGGCUCUACCUCAUCGCCCGUGUCAUGCUGCUGCACAGCAAGCUCUUCACCGACGCCUCAUCCCGCAGUAUCGGGGCCCUCAACAAGGUGCACUUUAACACGCGCUUUGUGAUGAAGACCCUAAUGACCAUCUGUCCCGGCACCGUUCUGCUGGUCUUCAGCAUCUCCUUGUGGAUUAUUGCAGCCUGGACAGUGCGCGUCUGUGAAAGGUACCAUGAUGCCCAGGAUGUGACCAGCAACUUCCUGGGAGCCAUGUGGCUCAUCUCCAUUACCUUCCUGUCCAUUGGGUAUGGUGACAUGGUGCCGCACACCUACUGUGGGAAAGGCGUCUGCCUGCUGACUGGCAUCAUGGGCGCAGGGUGCACAGCACUGGUCGUCGCUGUGGUUGCUCGGAAGCUGGAGCUGACCAAGGCAGAGAAGCAUGUACAUAACUUCAUGAUGGACACCCAGCUCACCAAACGGAUCAAGAACGCAGCAGCCAAUGUGCUCCGGGAGACCUGGCUGAUCCACAAACACACACGGCUGGUGAAGAAGAUCGACCACGCCAGGGUCCGAAAGCACCAGCGCAAGUUCCUGCAGGCCAUUCACCAGCUACGCAGUGUGAAGAUGGAGCAGAGGAAGCUCACGGACCAGGCCAACACGUUGGUGGACCUCUCUAAAAUGCAGAGCGUGAUGUACGAGCUCAUGUCGGAGCUGAGUGAGCGCAGUGAGGACCUGGAGAGGCAGAUGCUGGGUCUGGAGCGGCGUGUGGAGCAGCUGACGGCGGGCUUCAGUGCUCUGCCCGCCCACCUGUCAGCCACGCUCUCCGCCCAGCACAGUGCCCUACUGCAGCGGCUGCAGGAAAGGACCGGGGCCGGGCCCCAUAGCCAGAGCAGCCCCAACACCAGCUCCUCCAGCUGCUGACAGGCUCUGAGGGACUGUGGGCAGGCCCCACAGCCUGGGAAAUCCCACCACCAACUUCUCUGGCUGCUGAAGGCAAAAGGCUUAGAGAAGAGCGGUUUAUUGUGUGAUGAGUGUUCCUCCAGCUCCUGGUAACCAGACUGAGAGAAUCUUUGGGCAGGCCCCACAGCCUGGGAGGCCCCAACAUGAGGCUCUGCAGUUUUUGGAGGGCAAGAGACACUGGAGACUUGACUUGAGGGCAGGCAGGAUCCACAGAAGAUCAUAGAGAUGCUGGCACAUGGAAUGAAAGAAGCUGUGGGACCGACUGCAGUCCCAGAAUUGAUCCUGUCAUAUGUGGCAAAAAGGGUGGAGCUAAGGGGAAGGCAUGGUAACGCCCCAAAGAAAAGAUUGGGGCAGGGGCUGAGAAGAAUGUCAGCCCCAAUACCAGCAGUAGCUGACAGGCUGAGAGUGACCUGGGGCUGGAGUUAGGGAGGCACACUGAGGGGUUUUUUGGGGCAGUAUAAUUUUUCUUUUUUUUUGCCUUGCAACACUGUAGUUUUGGACAGUGAAAAAAUCCUGUUUUUGAAUCAAAUUUUCAAAGCUUUUCUCUUCCCACACUGUGAUAUCUCACCUAUGAAUAGCGUUCACUGAUCACGUGGAGAGUCCAGGAUAACCAGCAGUAUAUUGACAGUAGGUUCAGUCCAAAGAGCAUCCAGGCUCUUCUCUGCAUAUUGUCCAUAAUCUCCGUAUUUCCAAUUUCUGUUGGCAGCAGCAAGUUCUACAUGCAUAUACAUAUUCACAUCCAUAUCCUACUCCUGUACUCCUACCUUAUUUUGAUAUGUUUUUAUGUCAUCAUCUAGUGUUCCACAGAUUUUGUGGUUAGCCUGCUAUAAAGAGAACUGAUAUAAUCUCUAAAAAUAAACAUUUUAGCUUCAUGGUAUUUUAGAUGUUUUAAAUGAACUAUAUUAGCUGUUUCCCUCAAGUAAAAAAGCACUGUGAGAGGAAACUAUAUUACCAUAUUUAGGUACUUUAAGGGGUAAAAUGUGUUUGGUAUAUGGGCAGUUUGACAGUGAAUGGGCCAUGAAAAUGGGCUUUAGAACCUACAGGAGGAAAUUCAUUGUAGGGUUCUGUGACAGGAAAUUGAUAGGUUGCUGCUAAUAUGGCAGUAACAGAUGACUAAGGGGUUGCCCAGCACAGUCUGGAGAGCAAAGACAGCCCUAAAUGUCUCCGUUUCCAAAAAGGGGUGCGAACUUUAAGGAUGAGCUGCUGAGGAAUGCAUAAAGAGGAACAGAAAGCAGGCGGGAUAAGAAGACGGCUUUAGCAAGGUGGGAGGAGAGUAAUAAGGCGGCAGGCGAGGGUGAGAGGGAAGCCGACGCAAUUUAAGGCCGAAAGCAACCCAGGCAAUUAAAGUGUGGCUCUUAUGCUGGUGGCCCCAAUCUGAAGCAUCCAGCCUUGUUUUGCUGACAGAGACAGGGAGACUCUUCAGCACCUCCAUGGCCCACCGGACGUGGUCCUACUGUUCUGCUCGCUGGCCAGGUUCUAGAUGCCCCUACUGUAGGUAUUGAGGCACUGGGGCGUCCCCGGUGGAAUGUUUGCAGCCAAACUAAGGUGGAAAAUCAAGGGACAAAAUCUGGUAAAAACAGCUUAAAUUCUACUGCUUUCAAUCAGGUAUGAAUGACACUUGUAUAUGUUUCAUAAUGGCUGUUUGUCUGAUAGUAAACAACCCUUUAACAUGAUUGUACAAACUAGACUAUGCUGCAGUUCUGUGGUGGGAAUACAUAUACAGUAAGGUCUUAAACUGUAACGGCAGAAAAAGUUUAUUCAGCAGUUUAUUCUCUAAUGAGAUCCAAGUGUAUGUGUACUUCCCACUGCCACAAUGCAAACUAAAAUACAUGACCUUCCUAAAUGCCAGUGCAAACACAAAGCAGGGUUAAUACAUCAUAACCCAGUCUCUGACAAAAAACAUCACACGCAGAGAUCCGAUUCCUCAGUGGCCUCAUUUCUCACCAAAAGAUCAACUGACUGUUCAAAUAGCUACUGAGAAAUCAUAAAAUGAGGUGUAACUUUUUUUUCUUGUAGUUUGACUGCCUUUGUUGACAGAUGGAAAUUCUAUAUUAGAAGGACAGAGAACUACUUAAAAAAGACCCAGUGUUCUUAGAUGCAAAUGCACUCACAAAGAAUAUGAUUAUGAUCAGUAGUUCCGUUUACCAUUAGUAUGCCACAAUAUUUCUAUUUGUAAUUAUGAAUGUAUGGAUAUAUUGAAAUAUAUAUUAAUAUAAUAACAUUAUAAAACUAAAUUAUUAUCAUAGGGCAGGUAAAGUUGAAUGUUGAAUUUAUUUUUCAAUUGUAUUUUAGCA